This is a messenger RNA of Closterium sp. Naga37s-1, 918 nucleotides long. The record is from the annotation of a GenBank genome assembly. NCBI's taxonomy places the organism in Eukaryota, Viridiplantae, Streptophyta, Zygnematophyceae, Desmidiales, Closteriaceae.
AUGCCAGUCACCACUGAUGAAGCGUUGAGCAAGAAGGGCGCAUGCAGCAGUAAGCGAUUGAGAGGGUGCAGCGGCAGUCAAGCGGAGGACGAGGCGAGGGAAAGCAAGCAAGAUAAGGUGAGCGGCAGUGCCAGAUGGCUGUUGCGCCAGCCGUCGAAGGGGGAUACGCAAGGCAUCGAGCACGGCAUCGAGCACGGCAUCGAGCACGGCAUCGAGCACGGCAUCGAGCACGAGAAGGCGAAUGCGAGGAGGAAUGCGGCGAAUGAUGGGUCCAGGAGAAACGAAGCGGAUUUUCCGGUGUUCCCAAACCAGGUGAUAAGCAUCCAGCUGCCAGUACUUGGUGCUCUACUGAAUUUCCACACCCUCUCUUCCCUCCCUUUCCUCCUCCCCCUCCCCCACUUCACCCUCCUCUCCCUCACCACGGUAGCAAAACAGGCAGGUGGUAAGCAUCCAGCUGCCAGUACCUAUGCCGCACCCCUGGCCUCCUUUACAGCUGUAGCCUUUAUUCCCCCCACUCCUACCCCUCCUCUCCCUUUUCCCCCUCCUCCCCCUCCUCUGUCUCAUCGUGGUAGCAAACAGGCAGCUGCAAACCGGCAGGUGAUAAGCAUCGAGCUGCCAGUACUUAUGCCGCACCCCCGCCCAUGUGUCCCCAUCCAGGCACCGGCUCACUGGCAGAGGGAUGAACUGAGUGGUCAGCCCCACGUGCUGCUGCAGAUCCAGGGCGGCUAUGUGGCAGCACCUGCUACUCUAUUGCACUCCUUCACCCUCUUUUCCUUCCACUUCCUUCUCUUCCUCUACCUCCUCUCCCUCCUCCCCCUCCGCUCUCUCCUCUGUCUCAUCACGGUAGCAAACAGGCAGGUGGUAAGCAUCCAGCUGCCAGUACCUAUGCCGCACCCCUGGCCUCCUUUACAGCUGUAG